This is a messenger RNA of Galendromus occidentalis (western predatory mite), 768 nucleotides long. RefSeq lists its product as uncharacterized. The coding region runs from base 1 to 768 and encodes 255 amino acids. The transcript has a single exon. The record is from RefSeq and is a predicted model, not a curated record. NCBI's taxonomy places the organism in Eukaryota, Metazoa, Arthropoda, Arachnida, Mesostigmata, Phytoseiidae.
AUGAAUUAUGGCUGCAGCAAUCAUGUGCAAAGCGGGCCGGGAGAUUCAGUCUAUCAUGGAGAAAUCACAUCUGCCUUCGGUGAGGAAAGAGGCCUCAUAUUCAAUCCCGCUGAUUCUGCGGGCUGGUCAACUUUCGGAAAGGGGGAAGCUAAAAGCAAAAUCAAAUACUUCAAACGCAUUAAAGAGAUGCCCGAUGAAAGAUGGGCGAAACGAAUGCUGACCAUGAUCAGCAUCAACAAUGCCAGAGUCAAAGCCGUAGAGAGGAUGAAAACGCUUUCAUUGAAAUAUGACUGCGAUAAGAUAGUGAUCGAACGGUCGGAAGCAGGCGGAGCCUGUCUGAACACAUUCGGAAAGAAUAUGGAGGAGAAGAUCCGAGAUUUGGUCCAUCGAGAAUGGAGGGAGGACAUGAGCGAAAAGCCCUGCCUCGCAAGGUAUCGAAAACACAAGCAACGACGCGGUACCGUUGAUAACAUAUACGACAAUAGCAGAGGAAGUGUAUUGCUUGCACAGGCGAGAGCCGGCUUCCUCAGAACCAGAAAAUUCAGGUCAAGACUCGAAGAGAUUGACCCGAGUCGCAGGAUCUGUGGUCAGGAGGAGACUCUGGAGCACGUCCUGCUGGCAUGCCAUGAAAAGACAUGUGGUGACGAAGAGAUUCAAGAGCGGCUUGGGUUACAUGAGGAGUCGGGCAGGCGAGUCAUUGACGGUACUAAGCGGAUUUUCGAGAGAGUGGAAAGAUGGGAGGCGAAGCCACCCACACCCCAAGAGUGA